This is a messenger RNA of Odobenus rosmarus divergens (Pacific walrus), 233 nucleotides long. RefSeq lists its product as uncharacterized. The transcript is spliced from 2 exons. Lineage: Eukaryota; Metazoa; Chordata; Mammalia; Carnivora; Odobenidae. The record is from RefSeq and is a predicted model, not a curated record. The annotation marks the transcript as partial.
AUGGCAGAAAAAAUCUUAGAGAAGUUCGAUAUUCUGGAUGAACAGGCAAAGAUACUCUUGGCCAGAAGAGCAAAGAAAAACAGCCUUCAGAGUCAAGGAAAGAAAAAUACUUCAGUUAAACCCUUGACGUUUGACUUUCACUUAGAAUUUGAAGAGGCCAUUGUUCCAUCCAUAUCUAAGAAAGUACCCAGGAUCACAGAAGAUAAUUCAUACAGAAUUAAAAAAGCAAAAAG